AUGUCCAAGCUGAAUGUCAGAGAUUUCACCCUUCGUUUUCUUCCAGGUAUGAAGGUCUAUACGGUGACCUUCAUUGCUAGUUCUCUCAGCGGCGUUGUGCUCAUAUGUUGUCUUCUGAGCAUUGCACAAAUCUACAACAAUGUUCAGGACUUCUGGGAAGAACUGGAUGAUGAAAUGAGCGUUAUUCGUAUGUGGCGCGACCUCGUUCAUAUUGGCGCCACCCGUCGCCGUCGUGAAGCCUACGUUCAAUCGAGUUCCUCCGGUGGCAUUGGCGCACCUGCGCACGGACUAGCUCAAGCUCCCUCCGGUCCUAGUCCAAAUUCAGCUGGUUGUCAGUGCAAAAGUGCCGCUGAUAAUAGGUGUCACCAUGGACCUACUGGGCCCAAAGGCCUUCCCGGUGCGCCCGGUCCCAAUGGUAUUCCCGGAGUUGAUGGCAAACCAGGAGUGGAUGCUGUUGAUGUUAGCCCCGAACCUCAAGACACUGGAAUAUGCUUCUAUUGUCCACCUGGGCCUCCCGGAGCUCCUGGUCCUAUCGGUCGCCCAGGCGUACGUGGAAUGAAAGGAGCAGAUGGAACGCUCGGUCGUCCUGGUCAUGACGGAAACCCCGGACAUCCCGGAGAGAUGGGAGCAGGCGGUCCACAAGGACGCCCCGGACCAGAUGGACGUCCAGGAGAGAAGGGAGCUGAUGGACGCAAACCUAUUGGUCGUCCUGGUCCAAAGGGACAGCGCGGACCACAAGGAGAUCCUGGACCACAAGGUUAUCCUGGACAGAACGCUCCACCCGGCGCGCCUGGGCCAAUCGGACCACCUGGAGCAGGUGGAGCAGCCGGACCAAGAGGAGUUGAUGGACCACCAGGGCCCGAGGGAGGAAACGGUAGACCUGGCCGCGACGCAGAGUAUUGCCACUGUCCAAACAGAGGUUUCCGAGGUGGAAGGUUCCCGUAUAACGCUGAUUCCAAGAAAGCUUAG
This is a messenger RNA of Strongylus vulgaris, 969 nucleotides long. NCBI's taxonomy places the organism in Eukaryota, Metazoa, Nematoda, Chromadorea, Rhabditida, Strongylidae. The record is from the annotation of a GenBank genome assembly.